CAGCGAUGCCCUUUUUUGGGCAUAACCGGAAGUCGUUGACGGCUUGUGUUUAGUUGCUAAGCUGCGGGACGGUGUUGUGUUGUUGUGUUGUUGUGGUCUCUCCUCCGGCGCACAACACCUGUUUACCAACAAGUCAACAACAACCGGCUUCCCGCUGAAGAGGUACCACGGAUGUACUCUGAGGAUCUGGUCGGAGGUGAAGGACCAAACUACAGGAAUCUAACUCAAAGUUAGCGAAGAGGCUAAUUAGCCUAGCGAGCUAACGCAGUAGCCGCGGACAGUGAGCCAAACUCCUCACCAAGGUCCACAUUCCUCCAGUAUGUGAACUGGAGGACUGGAUGUUGUUGCCAUUAAUCCCGAUCAGCCAAGACGCUAAUGAGAGGGGUCACGUUUAAUACACCUUAAAACAAAGACGCAAGCCCCCCCGCUCUGGCACCAUGGCUGGGGCCCACGCCACCAAGACCUCCUGGAGACUGCAGGAGUUUGUGGCCCACUCCAGUAACGUGUCGUGCUUGGCUCUGGGGAAGAGCUCAGGCCGUCUGCUCGCUACUGGAGGGGAGGACUGCAAGGUCAACAUCUGGGGUGUCAACAAAUCAAACUGUAUUAUGAGUCUCACUGGCCACAACAACCCGGUGGAGUGCAUCCAGUUCAACAGUUCAGAGGAGCAGGUGGCGGCUGGCUCCCAGUCCGGAUCUCUGCGUGUCUGGGACUUGGAGGCCGCCAAAAUCCUGCGUUCUCUCUCGGGACAUAAGGCCAAUAUCACCAGCCUGGACUUCCACCCGUUUGGGGAUUACUUGGCCUCCGGUUCCAUGGACACAAACAUCAAGGUCUGGGAUGUGCGGAGAAAGGGGUGUGUCUUCACGUACAAGAGCCACAGUCAGGCGGUGAGGUAUCUCGCUUUCAGUCCAGACGGCAAAUGGCUGGCGUCCGCUGGGGACGACAGCACUAUUAAGCUGUGGGACGUGACCGCGGGGAAGAUCAUCACAGAGUUCACUGCCCACACGGCCGCAGUCAACAUCAUCCAGUUCCACCCCAACGAGUACCUGCUGGCAUCGGGCAGCUCAGACAGAACCAUCAAGCUGUGGGAUCUGGAGAAGUUCAAGAUGAUCGGCUCGUCCGACGUGGAAACCGGCGCGGUCAGGUGUGUCCUCUUCCACCCCGACGGUGGCUGCCUGUACUCCGGGGCCUCCGACUCGCUGCGGGUCUACGGCUGGGAGCCCGACCGCUGCUUCGACGUGGUGCCCGUGGGCUGGGGCAAGGUGGCCGACAUGGCCAUCUGCAACAACAAGCUGAUCGGCCUGUCCCACCACCAGACCAACGUGUCCUCCUACCUGGUGGACCUGACCAGGGUCAAGAGGUCCGGGGGCGCCGUGGUCCAGCCCACAGAGCCCUCCCCCAAGGGGUCCACCCUGCGCCGCAGCUACGAGCGACCCAUGACCACCUGCAGCGGCCCUCAGAGAGUGAAGCAGAGCUCAGAGUCGGAACGACGCAGCCCCAGCAGUGAAGACGAGAAGGAGGAGAACGAGUCCGCUGCCGAGAUCCGGAACGCCGACGACUACCACGAGAUCUUCCAGCCGAGGAACGCCAUCUCGCGCUCUCCUCCCAAGCCCGGGGACCUGUUCCCUGCCCCUAUGGAAGAUGAGACCUUCAUAGUGAGAGCCAGCUCGGUGAAGGAAGCUAUGACCCCCAUGCCUGAUAAGCAACAGCUAAAGAAGCCCCCCAUCGCCAUGUCGACCCCCGUCCAGAGGGUUGAGCCCACCGUCGUCUCCGCCCCCCCGCGCCCCACCACCACCACCACCACCACGACGACCACACACGCGGCCGCCCGGCCCAUGGCCUCCGACCCAACCCCCCCCGGGCCCCAGCCCCCCCGGGCCCCCCCCCAGGCUACCACGGCCGCCGCCAAGCCCAGAGCCCCGCCCCCCAUCAACAUCAUCCCCUCCUCCAGGAAGGAGCCCAUCGGACUCAACGUGGCGGACUUCAGACCGAACUCGUUCCACAAAGGGCCCGAGGUGCUGGGGGACGAGGAGGCACAGUCCCAGAUCAAGAAGGGCCACGACACCAUGUGUGUGAUGCUGAGCAGCCGGCAGAAGAACCUGGAGGCCGUGAAGGCCGUGUGGGGCAGCGGGGACGUCAAGAACUGCCUGGACAUGGCGGUGGCCAUGAACGACCGCUCCAUCGUGGUGGACCUCCUCAACAUCGUCAACCUCAAACCGGUGCUGUGGAAGCUGGACCUGUGUACGUCCAUCCUCCCCCAGAUUGAAGAGCUGCUGCAAAGCAAAUAUGAGAGUUACGUCCAGACGGGUUGCAUGUCGCUGAAGCUGAUCCUGAAGCGCUUCUGGCCUCUCAUCUCGGAGACGCUGAAGGCCCCGCCCUCUGUGGGCGUCGACAUCACCAGGGAGGAGCGGCUCCAGAAGUGCAAGGCGUGCUUCAAGCAGCUGAAGAACCUGAGCAACGUGGUGAAGACCAAGGCCGACCAGGUGGGUCGCCACGGCAGUGCCUUCAAAGAGCUGCAGCUCCUGCUGGCCCCGUUGGACUACUGACCCCCGCCGGCCUACUGACACUGAUCCCACAAGAAGAAAGAGGAGAACCGGGCCUUAAACCGGCUGCACGCAGCCACGCCUCCCGCAGCCUCGGGGAGCCAAUCACGACGUCUCUAUCGGGCCGGGAGCCGAUGCUAAAUGGACAGUGGUGACCGCGUUUGGAGGCGUCAGAAACGCCUCACUGCUUCACUGUCGUUAUCGAGGCACUAAUGAAUCCUGCCAGUAUAAAUGUGUGUCUGUGUCUGUGUGUCGGGGGCGGGGCUCUGUGGGGCCGGCCAAUCAGAAACGUAUAAGGCCUUGCGUAGUAUAGUGGGGAAAUGGGACACAUCAACGCAACUCGUCAUCGCUCGGACAGCAUGUUUUAAUUUAAACAUGCUGUGGAGUCGUGAGACACACAAGUAAGGGACAGCCGUUCUUCCUGAGACACGUGAUCGCACAAAGCGCUGAAAUCUGGGCACUGACGAGUUGAUGCUUCAAUGUUAUUUAAAACAUCUAUCAGGAUUAUUUUUUACUUGAUGAAACUGUAUAGAAGCGCUCCUUUUAAAUGUAGUUGACAAUGAAGAUUUUAUUUGUUCCUAAUAAAAUGGUAGAACAUG
Gadus macrocephalus (Pacific cod) is the source of this 3139-nucleotide messenger RNA. RefSeq names its product katanin p80 (WD repeat containing) subunit B 1 (gene katnb1). The transcript has 20 exons. Gene Ontology annotation, biological process: microtubule depolymerization; microtubule severing. NCBI's taxonomy places the organism in Eukaryota, Metazoa, Chordata, Actinopteri, Gadiformes, Gadidae. Bases 438 to 2543 code for a protein of 701 amino acids. Gene Ontology annotation, molecular function: microtubule binding. Gene Ontology annotation, cellular component: katanin complex. The record is from RefSeq and is a predicted model, not a curated record.